Messenger RNA from Talaromyces proteolyticus, 503 nucleotides. RefSeq lists its product as uncharacterized. Bases 52 to 330 code for a protein of 92 amino acids. The transcript has a single exon. The record is from RefSeq and is a predicted model, not a curated record. Lineage: Eukaryota; Fungi; Ascomycota; Eurotiomycetes; Eurotiales; Trichocomaceae.
CAAGAAUUAAAUUUAGCCCGGCACUAAUGUGUUAACCUAUAUAAGUAUAGUAUGGGGGCUUCGCUAUUGAUCCUUAUCUCUUUGUAUAUUAAGCAGAAAAUUGCCAAAGCUCUAAUUCCAACAUGUAGGCUCUCAAUAUUGGGCCAGUCUCAAUAUCGUACUCGCUUUGAUAUUGUAAGCUCUCAAUGUCGGGUCAGUCUCAGUAUCGUACCCGUUUCAACAUCGUACCCGAACCCUUUGCAGCUACCGGCUUGUCCCAUACCCUGUGGUCUGCUGCCCCGCGUGAGAAGAUAUGCCAUAUGGGCUGCCACGACUUUCUAUCCUAUGUAGUCUAUUAACCCCCUGUGGGAUGACAUCCCCUAUAUGGCAGCCAUGAUUUAUCCAUCCCUUGCGGGCUGCUGACCCCUGUGGGAUGACAUCCCAUAGGGAUGCCACAGUUUGUCCAUCCCCUGCUGCUGCUGUAUGAUCAGUCUUAUCAGCCAUCGUGCUUCCUCUGGGAUUGU